AGAGUUGGGCAAUUACUUACCUGAAGUAAACUCACUUUGCUCCGGAACAGGAACUGUGUGAGCCUAGCUCAGGUGCUCUCUCCCCACAGGGCUUCGACUAUGUUGCGCAGGUUGGGCUGUGUGCUGUUCUGCGGUCUUGUGAUUCUGCUGCUCUGCUGCCUGCUCUUUCUGAAGGAUCGAGUACCAGCAGGCAGCUCCGAGGCCCACCAGCAGUUCUCGGCACUGCCAAGGCCUCACCAUAGCCAGUGCUCACCCAACCUAACAAUUGUUAACACCUCCCUUUCCCUGCCCAGUCGUCAUCGUCUCUUCUUAACCUAUCGACACUGCCGAAACUUCUCCAUCUUGCUGGAGCCUUCGGAGUGUGCCAGGGACACCUUCCUGCUCCUGGUUAUCAAGUCACAGCCUGCGCAUAUUGAACAGCGUUCAGCCAUUCGAAGCACGUGGGGCCGGGCUGGGAGCUGGGCUAGGGGCCGGCAGCUGAAGCUGGUGUUCCUCCUGGGGGUGGCAGGACCUGUGCCUCCAGCCCAGCUGCUGGCCUAUGAGAGUUGGCAGUUUGAUGACAUCUUACAGUGGGACUUUGCUGAGGACUUCUUCAACCUGACACUCAAGGAGCUGCAUGUGCAGCGCUGGAUAGCAGCUGCCUGCACACAGGCCCACUUCAUACUAAAGGGAGAUGAUGACGUCUUCAUCCAUGUUCCCAAUGUGCUCGAGUUCUUGGAGGGCUGGGAUCCAGCCCAGGACUUCCUAGUGGGAGAUGUCAUCCACCUGGCCCGGCCCAACAGGAACACCAAAGUUAAAUAUUUCAUCCCAUUUUCCAUGUACAGGGCCCGCCACUAUCCACCUUAUGCAGGAGGAGGAGGCUAUGUUAUGUCCCAGGCUACUGUGAGGCAUCUUCACACAGCCAUGGAGGAGGCAGAACUCUUCCCCAUUGAUGAUGUCUUUGUGGGGAUGUGCCUGAGGAAGCUGGGGGUGACUCCCAUUCACCAUGCUGGCUUCAAGACAUUUGGGAUCCAACAGCCCCUCAACCCCAGGGACCCCUGUCUGUACAGAGGGCUCCUGCUGGUGCAUCGUCUAAGCCCCCUGGAGAUGUGGACCAUGUGGGCACUGGUGACAGAUGAGAGGCUCAAGUGUGCAGCUACCCACAAACCCUAGCCCUGAGGGGUGGGGUGAGAGACAGCUUUAGAGUGACUGAACUCCUAUCACCAGGAGAAACAAUACUGAAAACUGGUCCCUGCUGGUCAGCAGGAAACCACCUUUAUUUUUAUAAUGCUACCAACCUUAUUUGAUUAAAAGUGCUGAAACCUGGCAAGCUUGUCCUGCAUGUGCUGAGUGGGAGUGUAUGCUGCCAGGAAGCCGUAGGAGCCCAGGGCCCUGCACCUCCCACUGCCUAGGCAGUGAAGGAAAGAG
Messenger RNA from Arvicanthis niloticus (Nile rat), 1407 nucleotides. The record is from RefSeq and is a predicted model, not a curated record. Lineage: Eukaryota; Metazoa; Chordata; Mammalia; Rodentia; Muridae.